AUGCUUUUGCAACUCAUCUCGAUACUUAAACGGAACCCGAUGAGGCCUAGAGGCAACUGGUUCUUCAGAUGUUGUGAUUAUAUCGUGCUCGCCUGCUGUGCAACUCCCUAUGUCAUACUGGCUUUUACUAAAUAUAUCUUCAAACUCAUUACAAAGUUCUUUUAAUUUAUUAAGGUCUUCACCCUUUACAGUGGCUUUUUCGAAGUCAAUCUUGAAAGUUUGAUCAAUAGUCACCCCUGACUUCCCUAGAGAAAAUAUUUCCUGUGUUUCAUCACUAAAGUUAGUUUCUGCUAAAAUAUUUUCAGAUUCAGUUUUUAGUACUUCACUUGCUAGCCCUAAGGUCCUUCCCUUAAAUAAUCUUUUAGUUGUGCCUGUUGGAUUGGCUAAAAUAAUUUGCACUACACCAUCCUUUGGAUUGGUUACUACUGGAACAAAACUUAUACCUUCUUCUUCAAGUCUAUCAUCCAUUGAGUGAAUCCAGAUAUUAUGCCUAAGCAAUUCAGGGAAAUUAAUUUUAGCUUUUAUUACACUUUGCUCAUUGGGUCUUAUUUCACAAGUCUCUAAUGCGUGUAUUUUGAGAUUCCUUAGAGGCCUAUUUAUUCUAUUUUCAAUGCAUAUUUGAUUUCCUUCUAUACAGAACAUUUUAUUUUUCAAAUCCACAAUAAAAGGAGGCAACUGCGCUAGUGCAUCGCACCCCAUAAUAAA
This is a messenger RNA of Meloidogyne enterolobii, 705 nucleotides long. Lineage: Eukaryota; Metazoa; Nematoda; Chromadorea; Rhabditida; Meloidogynidae. The record is from the annotation of a GenBank genome assembly.